AUGGAAGGAAGGACGUACCACACUUCCACGGAAUUCAACAGUCUCGUGCGCCGAGCAUACAACGAAGUACGCGACCAGCCCUCUCAAAACCACAGAGAGCUCGGAUACUUCGAGGCGAGCUCGUUGUCCAUCACCAUCAAAAGGGAAGUCACAGACACAGACGCGGGGUUCGAGCCUCACACCGACCCCUCACCACAGUCACGCAAAUCCCAACCCAAUCCCCAACCCAAUCCCUCCCAACCUCUACGCCCGAAGAAACAUCCACUACAGACUAUAGAGCAGACCGUAGACGACCCGACACCCAACGCCAACGCCAAUGCCAGCAGGGCGGAACCGAAGGAUGCAGCUCUCAUCGAUUCAAUAUUACUAUUCAUCCUUGAUUAUCGGCGGAACGCCCUCGGCUGGACGUGGAUGUGUUGCGGGAGCGGAUACGGAUACGGAUCGUCGAGCGGAGUGGGCAGGUGA
This is a messenger RNA of Cyclocybe aegerita, 465 nucleotides long. The record is from the annotation of a GenBank genome assembly. Lineage: Eukaryota; Fungi; Basidiomycota; Agaricomycetes; Agaricales; Hemipholiotaceae.